UUGAAUGGCAUCAACUGAUAACAAAGUUUGUCUAAUCGUGAUUGAUGGCUGGGGAAUAUCAGACAACACGGAAGGCAAUGCAAUCAAGGCUGCUGAAACACCUGUGAUGGACGCAUUAGCUGCAGAUACUCCUCGUGCGACAACAAUUGACGCUUCCGGUUUGGCUGUCGGCCUACCUGAGGGGCUAAUGGGAAACAGUGAAGUCGGUCACUUGACAAUCGGAUCUGGCCGGGCUCUAUAUCAAGACCUUGUUCGGAUCAACUUAGCCGUAGAUCACAGAGAAGACCCGAAGAAGGGGCUGUAUAAUAUUCCAAAUCUGAAGAAGGCAUUUGAGAAAGCAAAGUCGACGAAUAAUAGAAUCCAUUUUAUGGGUUUGGUCUCGGACGGAGGUGUGCACGGGCACAUAAAUCACAUGAUGGCGCUUUUUGAGGCGGCGAAAAGAGAGGGUGUGAAGGAUGCGUACUUGCAUUUCAUCGGGGAUGGGAGAGAUACGAGACCUAUAACUGGAGUUGGAUACCUGAAGACUACGUUGGAGCAUUUCAAGAGUAUAGGCUAUGGGAAGUUGGCGGAUGUGGUUGGCAGGUAUUAUGCAAUGGACAGGGAUAAGAGAUGGGAACGAGUGCAGGUUGCGUACGAGAUGCUGACUCAGAGGAAAGGGGAGCGAGUGGCAGAUGGAGAUGCAGCAGUGAAGUUGAUGGAGGACAGGUAUGCGAAGGAGGGAGAGGAGAGACAGACGGAUGAGUUCAUGAAGCCGAUAGUGGUGGGACCUGACUUCGAGGAGGGAAAACUGAAGGACGGAGAUACUCUGGUUCUCUUCAACUACAGAUCGGACAGAAUGAGAGAGAUUGCGGAAGCUCUGGGAAUGAAACCGCCCUUCGAGACCUCUGUCGUCCCCAAGGACACGUCUAUCUUCUGCAUGACCCAAUACAAUGCUGCAUUCCCCAUGCCACAGCUGUUCCCCCCACAGGUUCCUGCCAACGUGUUAGCCGAGGCGAUCGGAUCCAAGGGUGUGGCCCAGAUGCACGUGGCAGAGACAGAGAAGUAUGCCCACGUGACCUUCUUCUUCAACGGGGGACAGGAGAAGCAAUUUGACCUAGAAGAGAGAACGAUGGUUCCUUCGCCCAAAGAGGUGCCCACUUAUGACCUCAAGCCGGAGAUGAACUGCGCCGGAGUGGCCGACGAAGUCAUCAAAGCAAUGGAGAGCAACAAGUAUCCGUUUGUAAUGUGCAACUUCGCUCCCCCCGACAUGGUAGGCCACACUGGUCAAUACAAGCCAGCAGUGAAGGCGUGCGAGGCCACAGAUGUGGCCAUAGGCAGGAUCAAGGAGGCAUGUGCCAAACAGGGUUUCAUAAUGCUAGUCACCUCUGACCAUGGAAACGCCGAGGUCAUGAUAUCGCCCCAGGGAGGUCCCCAUACUGCCCACACAACUUCAAGGGUCCCAUUCUAUAUGUUCGAUCCCCAGUCGAAAUAUUCGUGGAAACAGGUGACCAGAAACACGACUCUUCAAGAUGUAGCACCGACUGUUCUGGAAUUUUUAGGUUUGCCAGUGCCGGAAGAAAUGGAAGGAGAGUCACUAGUUAACCUGUGAUGACUGUGGAACUUAUCACAUAUUAGUAUCAAUUUGAAAUUGAUUUGCACAGCCACGACUAGUAGAAAAAUGAAGCUAAUUGAAUUAACCUUUGAUACUCGAUGUAUAACACAGUAGCACGGUAGAUUGAAUGCUGACCAAUCAGUUAUGAUAUUUAUCACAUUUUGCUUAGUAACAUGAACUCAAUUAAUAUGCUACCCGUACCUAAGAAAUUCUUUAAUUCUGCCAAA
Symsagittifera roscoffensis is the source of this 1818-nucleotide messenger RNA. Its product is annotated as 2,3-bisphosphoglycerate-independent phosphoglycerate mutase-like. Gene Ontology annotation, cellular component: cytoplasm. Lineage: Eukaryota; Metazoa; Xenacoelomorpha; Acoela; Convolutidae. Bases 5 to 1588 code for a protein of 527 amino acids. The record is from RefSeq and is a predicted model, not a curated record. Gene Ontology annotation, biological process: glucose catabolic process. The transcript has 6 exons. Gene Ontology annotation, molecular function: manganese ion binding.